AUGACCAUCGCAAAGCCCGUCAAGAGCCUGGGGGGUCAGGUCUGUCAGAUAUGUGGGGAUAAUGUUGGGAAGACUGCAGAUGGGGAACCAUUCAUUGCCUGCGACGUCUGUGCCUUUCCUGUUUGCAGGCCAUGCUAUGAGUACGAGAGGAAGGAUGGGAAUCAGUCUUGCCCUCAAUGCAAAACCAGAUACAAGAGGCACAAAGGUUAUCCUGCAAUUCUUGGCGAUAGAGAAGAGGAUGGUGAUGCUGAUGAUGGUACCAGUGACUUCAACUAUACUUCAGAAAAUCAAAAUGAGAAGCAAAAGAUUGCGGAGCGCAUGUUGAGCUGGCAUAUGACAUAUGGCCGAGGAGAGGAUAUUGGGGCUCCAAAUUAUGAUAAAGAGAGCUAUUUUCAUUCUUAA
This is a messenger RNA of Prunus armeniaca (apricot), 402 nucleotides long. The record is from the annotation of a GenBank genome assembly. Lineage: Eukaryota; Viridiplantae; Streptophyta; Magnoliopsida; Rosales; Rosaceae.